Molecule: messenger RNA, 807 nt
Organism: Pichia kudriavzevii
Lineage: Eukaryota; Fungi; Ascomycota; Pichiomycetes; Pichiales; Pichiaceae
Exons: 1
Coding region: 1-807 (268 amino acids)
Source: RefSeq, a predicted model, not a curated record
AUGUCUAAAAGAAGAAGCGAUGAGGAUGAUUUCUCUGAUGGGGUAUCUAUCACUUCCUUAAAAAGUUCAAGAUCCAAGAUUUCCCUUACACAGUCAGCAGAUAGUUUGUUUUCAAAUGUUAAUCAGUACGUGGACCCAAACACAUUGGAGCUUUGUCGAGUAAUUCAGUUUAUAGAAUUCUUUAAAGGAAAUGUUGUUGGUGAUGAUGAAGUUAGGCUUAGGGCAUUGAAGAUUCUAGAAAAAACACCAGAUCCAUCCAUAACUAAAACCUUAAAAUACAACAAUCAAACUGUAGAGUUGCCUAUUCUGGGUGAAGAAUUUCAGCUUGAAUAUAACUCGACUUUCCCCUUUCUUAGAGAGCCUAUGUCAAUUAGUGUACAGUGCUCUGAGCUUCUAAGUAAUACCAAUAAUUAUAGAUGCUUUAAGAAAAUUAUCCUGAAAAAUUCAACGUUGAAGCCAAUCCUCCCUAGUAUUGAAUUCUACUAUGAUACUUAUUCUCAACUUCGAUUCCGUUUGCAGUGCUUAUUAUGUGAUUCAUCCGAGAAUCAAGUAUUAUGCAUAUUAACUGAUAGCUUGCUCUUAGCAUCCAACAUUUUGCUUCGCAUGCCACAUAUUUGGUACAUUUCUUACGAACUACUAAAGAGUGACAACAGUCUAAACUUGUCCGAUAAGAGAGAACUGAUCUGUCGAAUAUGGAAAAAUCUUGAAGUUCUAUUUAGAAAGGCCCAAAAUUUGGAAGUAGUGGUAAAGGUAGAUCCUACGGGAGCUAUACAAGUUACUGAUUUGUUGCAUAAUUACUUUACAUAA